AUGCCUGAUGUUGACAAUACUGCAUCUCCUGAAUUAAAAUCGCACAACAUCGCGUUUAUGUAUUUUCAUCUUCUUAUCGAUAUUUUAUUGAAAAUGUCAGCUAACAUUGAUUCUUCUUCUAAACAAGAUCUAAUAAAUCAUUUGAGACGUGUCAAUAAUGAACAAUCAGCAUUAAAAGUAAUCGAUGAAUUCGAACAGAAUUACAAAGCUGAAAAUGCAAUAUGGUGGUAUACUAGAGACACAUUUCUCUAUGUUCAACUUAAUGAAGCCCUUAGGAGAUCAGAUUUUGAUGUUUUAUUUGCAUUUCGAUUUUUCAUUGCUGAUUUAUAUAAACAGCUGACUAUUGAGCAUGAACGACUUCAAACUGAUUAUGCUGCCAUGUCAAACGACAGCUCAAUAUUGAAAGUCUAUCGAGGACAAUCGAUUUCAAAUGAAGAAUUAGCUUUACUUCGCGAGAAUCAAAAUGGAUUCUUUUCUAUGCAAAGCUUUCUUAGUACGAGUUUGAACUCAAAUAUUGGCCAAAUUUAUGUUGAAUCAGCUGCACAACCAACAGACACACACGUACGUAUUCUGUACGAGUUCAACAUUGAUACACGUUUACAGACCACUAAACCGUAUGCUAAAAUAAAUCAUUUGAGUCGUUUCGAACACGAAGAUGAAGUUCUACUUGCACUUGGGUCUGUCUUUCAUAUUGAUAACGUUCAAUUUAAUGAUAUUAAUCAAAUAUGGCAGGCUAAAUUAACUUUAUGUGAUGAUAAUAGCUUUGAUUUAUAUGGUUUAAUGAAACAAUAUGCAAGUGAAAUUGUUUAUGAUAGAGUUUCUCCUGGUUUUUUACUUUAUCAACUAGGCAAAUAUACUAAAGCAAAAGAAUAUUUUCAAAAAAUUUUAAAAGAAAAACAUCUUACAGAUAGCGAGAAAGCUCAUUGUUAUCGUGGAUUAGGUACUGUCGCAGCCGAGCUAUACAAUUUUGAUGAAGCACAUGAAAACUUUGAAACAGAACUUCAAAUAUGGCUUAGACUUGAUGACGAAGAUAAUAUCAUGGAAACACGUAAAAAUAUUGGAAACAUGUUGUUUUAUAAAGGAAAAUAUCAAGAAGCAUUAGAUUGUCUCCAAACUGCUGGUUUAUAUUUUAGAUUGAAAAAUAAUUUUAUGGAAUAUUGUCGUAUAUAUGGUAUGAUUGCACAUAUUACGGGUGCUUGGCAACAAUGGAAUGAUUGUUUAGUGUGUUAUGAAGCACAAUUAGAAGCAAGAGAACGAGAAUUAGAUCCAAAUCAUGAAGAUAUCGGUAUUACACAUGCAAAUAUUGGUGUAACUUAUCACUGUAUGGGUAAUUAUGAAGAAGCUGUCAAUCAUUUUCGAAAAGCAUUAGAUAUUUAUCGAACAUCUUUAUCAGAAGAUCAUCCUAAUGUUGAAAAGGCCAAGCGUAAUUUACAUACUUCAGAAUUAGAACUGCAAAAGAAAAAUAUAUCAGAAGACCAUACCGAUCAAUCAAUAAGAUAA
This is a messenger RNA of Rotaria sp. Silwood2, 1500 nucleotides long. The record is from the annotation of a GenBank genome assembly. Lineage: Eukaryota; Metazoa; Rotifera; Eurotatoria; Philodinida; Philodinidae.